Molecule: messenger RNA, 1762 nt
Organism: Varanus komodoensis (Komodo dragon)
Lineage: Eukaryota; Metazoa; Chordata; Lepidosauria; Squamata; Varanidae
Gene: PBK
Product: PDZ binding kinase
Exons: 7
Coding region: 14-988 (324 amino acids)
Biological process (GO): protein phosphorylation
Molecular function (GO): protein serine/threonine kinase activity; ATP binding
Source: RefSeq, a predicted model, not a curated record
GCGGGACGCGGCCAUGGCUGCCCGGGAGGCCCUUGCGACGCCCGCCAAGGCUGCGCGGCGCGGGGAGCACGGUCAGGGCCCCCCGUCCGUGGUCAUCCCGGCCUCGCCCUUCAUGCAGACGCUCGGCUACGGCACCGGCGUCCACGUCUAUCUCAUGAAGCGGUCCCCCAGAGGAACGGCUCGUUCUCCCUGGGCCGUGAAGAAGCUAAACCCCAAAUGCGACUCCAGCCGGCAACGUACUUAUCAGCAGAGACUGAAUGAAGAGGCCCGAAUUUUGAAGACUCUUCACCAUCCAAACAUAGUGGGGUAUCGCGCAUUUGCGGAAGCCAGAGACGGGAGCAUGUGCCUUGCCAUGGAAUACGGAGGAGAAAAGUCUCUCAACGACCUCAUUGAGGAGAGGCGGGCCGAGCGGCAGGGGCCCCUCCCAGCUGCCACCAUCCUCAAGGUCGCCCUGUACAUGGCAAGAGGGCUGAAGUAUCUUCACAGCGACAAGAAGCUGCUUCAUGGUGACAUCAAAUCUUCCAAUGUUGUUAUUAAAGGAGACUUUGAGUCCAUAAAGAUUUGUGAUGUGGGAGUUUCACUGCCUCUGGAUGAGAACAUGACGGUGAGUGACCCGGGCGCUGCGUACGUGGGCACGGAGCCCUGGAAGCCCAAGGAAGCUCUGGAGGUCGGUGGGGUGAUCACCGACCGGGCGGACAUCUUCACGCUGGGCCUCACUCUGUGGGAAAUGAUGACGCUCUCCGUGCCCCACCUGAACUUGCUUGGAGAUGAUGAUGAUGAUGAAGCUUCUUUCGACGAGGACGACUUCGACGAGGACGCCUACUAUGCGGCCCUUGGGACUCGGCCACCCCUCAACAUGGAGGAGCUGGGCCCCUCGUACCAAAGGGUCAUUGAGCUUUUCUCUCUCUGCACCAUGGAAGAUCCAAGGAAGCGCCCUGCCGCUGCCCAGAUAGUGGCUGUCCUGGAAGCGGAGGGGCUUGCCCAGUGAGUCCGGCAAAAAAGCUCCACAAAUGGCCUGAGAAGAGAGAGCGACUGUAUUGCAUGAGAAUGUAACAUUUUCAGGUUUCCAUAAUUAUAAUUAGAACUGGAACUAGAACCAUGUUCCACUUUUUAACCAUUUAGAAGGUGCAAACCAGAAAUGACUGGUUCAGAUAGAUUGUUUCACGACUUGUCUUCAGUGGUAUCUUUUUUUCCUCCUGACCUGCGGAUAAGCCGACGUUGACAGAGGGGUCUUGGGUAGACGAGUGCUGCAGCAAUAUAUGUAGAGAGCACCAUUGUAGCUUGUCCCCCACCUCUGCUUCUUUGCAUUUGAGUUCCGGUUCAGGUGUGUGUGUGACUCACAGAUUAUUAGCACUUGCGGUAAGGUGUGAUCACCAGCAGUUGGUUGUGGGAAGAGCCUUCCUGGUCAAUUGGUGGGCGUGGCUCUCGUUCACUGGGUGUCCUGCAAAGUUCAGUCUCCUUUUGGGAAAGUGGCUGGCUUGUUUUCCUGGGACCCUUCUCUGUCCAGAGGCAGCAGGUUGCUGCCGGUGCUUGUUUCUGAUCUUUUAAACUCAUUUCUUAAUUGUCCGUCUGGGAUUUCUCUGGGACUGCCCCAUUCACUGAAAAAGAACACGCUUUGCCAACUACUGUUAGUGUUCCUCCGUCAGUCUCUGAGAGGACAGGCCAGUAGGACCUGCUACAAAGACUGGAAAGUCAGCUUUAACUUUUAUUAAGACUAUGUUGCAGAGAUGUAUAAAUUAGCAAUUAAAACAUACUUGCUCCA